This is a messenger RNA of Torulaspora delbrueckii, 1107 nucleotides long. It is a transcript of the gene AIM24, whose product is annotated as Aim24p. Gene Ontology annotation, biological process: inner mitochondrial membrane organization. Lineage: Eukaryota; Fungi; Ascomycota; Saccharomycetes; Saccharomycetales; Saccharomycetaceae. The transcript has a single exon. The record is from RefSeq and is a predicted model, not a curated record. Bases 1 to 1107 code for a protein of 368 amino acids. Gene Ontology annotation, cellular component: mitochondrial inner membrane.
AUGCUUAGAACGACAAGAUCGAUCUCGUUGUUGAGACCAACGGUAACAAGUGUGGUUCCAACUCAAGCUGAACUCACUAGCUCUAAUGUGGACUCCCUUUUCUCGGACGAGGUUACUGAUACUACUCGGGUUCGGGUCCUUGGACAACCUCCAACGUUAGCAUCUUUGGUCGUACCACCCUCAAUCGCGCUCUAUGUGCGGAAGGGAUGUCUCACAUCACUGCAUGGUUCGCCAUCGAUCAAUAUGUCCUAUGAAUGGAUAGGUUUCUGGUCCAAUUUGUUACGUUACGGUACGUUGAAACCAGCAAUUUAUCAUAAACUGAUUUCUACCACCAAGUUCGAUGCGCUAGUGGCUCCAAAUUUCCUGUCAAACCGUUUGGGACCUCGCUUGGGUCUAUCCUCAUCGCCUUUCAGAACUCUGUGCCUGCUCAAUCUUGACGGUACUUCCGAUUGGAACGUGUGGGGUAAGAAUUCCAUUGUCGCUUUUGAGGGAAACACAAGUCUCGAGCUGAGACCUCCACGUCUAAACUUGUUCAGGAAUCCAUUAUUCUCCUCGAAGUAUCUAGUGCUCAAGGGUCGUGGUAAUGUCCUGCUCAGUGGAUCUGGAUCUGUCUAUACUAUCCAGUUGAAAGAUGCAAGUGAUGAGAUUAUACUAAGAUCCGAACAUCUGCUGGCAUUGAAUGGGUCUACGCAAUUGGACAUCAACGAAAGCAUCACCGAGCAGAGUCUCAUUCCGCAGGAAGAAGUGAAAAAAGUAGUAGAACCUUUUAGAGAAUUCGAUAUUAAGAUGUUCUUUCAAAUUUCUCGUGACUUAAUUGCCACUCUAUGGAACCGUUCCAAGUCCAUUUACUCCUACUUGAAAAAUGGUCCAACUAAAUUCCUCAAGAUCAAGGGCCCAAGAACACUUUUGGUACAAAGCUCUUUCAAUGUCUACCUCCCAGCAUCCAAUGUUAACCCAGGCGUAACCACUGCGGCAAAGCUGACCACUCAACCCUCUAAGGACUACUUGAACUACGUUUCUGUCUCCAACAAUGGCCAGGUCGACUUCCAAAGCACAGCGGAUUUUCAGCAAUCAGUCGACAGGAUCAAAUCUUUGGUUAAGAAAUAA